AUGGCUAUUGAUACCUUAGAUUUGACCAUUCUCGUCGCCAUUUUGGCGGCUCUUAUUGCAUAUUUUACAAAGGGAAAACUUUGGGCGAAGGGAGACGCCGAGGAUGUUAGUGCUUCAGGGGCUUCCGGUUCUAGAGAUAUCGUCUUGACGUUGAAUGAGACCGGCAAAAAGGCCAUUGUUCUAUUUGGCUCGCAGACCGGUACCGCUGAAGACUAUGCACAUAAAUUUGCCAAAGAGUUCCAAUCUCGGUUCGGCAUUCCCACCAUGUGUGGUGACUUAGCUGACUAUGACUAUGAUAACUUUGAGAAGAUUCCUACUCAAGUGCCUAAUUUCCAGAUGGUGAUCUUUCUUGCGGCUACCUACGGUGAGGGUGAUCCUACCGACAAUGCAAUAGACUUUUUUGAGUACUUGGAGAAUGAUUGUGAGGAUUUGAGUGGUCUGAAAUUUGCCUGCUUUGGUCUCGGUAAUUCCACCUAUGAGUUUUACAAUGCCUCUGGUAAAAAAGUUGUCAAGGUUUUGCAGGAGAAAAAUGCUGAGCUUAUUGGCGAGCUGGGACUGGGAGAUGAUGGUAAGGCAACCACAGAUGAGGACUAUCUUUCAUGGAAAGAUUCUCUAUUUGAGGUGAUUAAGGAUUCGCUGAGCUUGCAAGAGAGAGACCUUGAAUAUGAGGCCGGUAUUGAGGUCAUCGAGGAUCAUACACUUACUGAAGAUUCUCCUAGUGUGUCAUUGGGGGAACCCGAUGCCUCCUAUGUUAAUCCAGUCACUCCUGAGGACAAGACAUAUCUUGAGCGUGGUCCUUUCGACAAUACUCAUCCAUUCUUGGCACCUGUGGUUUCUAUCAGGGAUAUGUGUCCUGUUAGGCAUUGUAUUCAUGCGGAGCUAGAUAUUUCCGGUUCCAAUCUCAGAUAUCUUACUGGUGACCAUCUUGCCAUUUGGCCUUCCAAUCCCGAUUCUAAAGUGAAUAAGAUGAUAUCUGCUCUUGACUUAGAUUCCAAGAAGGAUACUAUAAUCAAAAUUCACUCGUUGGAUCCCACUGUUCGUUCCCUGAUACCGACUCCAACAACUUAUGCUACCGUUAUAAGAUACUACCUGGAGAUUUCGGGCCCGGUCUCCCGUCAGUUCAUCAAAUCUGUGGCCCAGUUUUGUCCGGAUGAUGCUACCAAGGGAAAAAUUGAUGAGAUUUCGGGUAACAAGGAGCUAUUCCAGAAAGAGAUAACUGAUCAGGGACUUAACAUCGCGGAUGCUUUGUUGCUUCUCAGUCACGGCGUUAAAUGGACUACUGUUCCUUUUGCAUUCAUCAUCGAAUCUAUUCCACACGUUCAACCUCGGUAUUAUUCCAUUUCAUCUUCCUUUCUUUCUGAGAAAGAGACUGUUCAUAUUACUGUCAUGGUGGAGGCCAACAAGGUGACUGGUACUGACCGUAUGACUACUGGUGUCGCAAGUAAUCUUCUUUACGAUAUAGAAGCUAAUAGCAAUGGUACCAAGGCUAUUGAAAGCUACAAUCUAGAAGGUCCUAGAGGCAAGUUCCGCAAAUACAGGCUACCAGUGCAUAUUAGAAGAUCUACAUUUAAGUUGCCAACAAACCAAGAUACUCCAAUAAUUAUGGUUGGUCCGGGUACAGGUGUGGCACCGUUUAGAGGAUUUGUUAGAGAAAAGGUUAAGUUGGCUGAGAACGGAAAAGCAGGCAAAGGUGAUGUUGUUCUAUUUUAUGGAUGUCGAAAAUCUACUGAAGAUUUCUUAUACAAAAGCGAAUGGCCCGAGUACGCCAAGAAGUUAGGAGAUAAAUUCACGUUGAUUACUGCCUUCUCUAGAGAGACUGAUAAGAAGGUUUACGUUCAACACAAGAUGAGGGAGAAUAGUAAGAAGAUUGCAGAACUUCUGGACCAGGGUGCCUUCUUUUACGUUUGUGGAGAUGCAUCCGGGAUGGCAAGGGACGUUCAGAAGGCAUUGAUAGAUAUUAUGGUUAAGGAGAAAGAGAUUCUAGAAGAUGAUGCUAUCGAGAUGGUUAAGCAACUGAAAAUCCAAAAUAGGUACCAAGAGGAUGUCUGGUGA
Molecule: messenger RNA, 2052 nt
Organism: Brettanomyces nanus
Lineage: Eukaryota; Fungi; Ascomycota; Pichiomycetes; Pichiales; Pichiaceae
Exons: 1
Coding region: 1-2052 (683 amino acids)
Cellular component (GO): cytosol
Molecular function (GO): flavin adenine dinucleotide binding; NADPH-hemoprotein reductase activity; FMN binding
Source: RefSeq, a predicted model, not a curated record